UUGUUAUUCGUUUUUUACUUCACAUUGGUCUCUAUUUGAGGAUUUGAUCUAUAAAAUUUAGUUUUUCACAUUAACUGGGGAGGGCAGCAAUACGCCUUGGAAGCAUUUUAACUGCCGCAAAUCCCACAAGAAGAAGAAGGUGGCGAUGCAGAUCCAUCGUCCCUGUUUAAAACCAAGAGAAGAAGAAGCACCCAAACAACAUGCAUUACGCGCGUGUUUAUGACAGUCGCUAUAAUUUUGUUUCAUUAUGAAAGUUUAAUCUAAAAUGAUUUGGACUUUCAUUUUACUGUAACCCGAGCAGAUGGAUUUGAACAAGAUACACUACUUGACCAAGCAUGUAUUUCUAUGUAAAACUGCUUGGGGACGAUUGCCCAAAAUGCAUGUUCUUGGAAGAAGGUACAUGAACUUUGCAAAACCUAACUCGCAAUGUGUUGAAGUAGGUACCAGAUCACCCUACCCUAAACAACGUUUAAAUACUGAAUCUUUAAAGGCAAUAUCAUCGGUCCCAUGUCGUCAAGCAAGGGCUUUCUCUAUGACAGCUUGCAUAUUCAAGAGUAAAAAUCACAGUACAGAUCAGGACAGUCUACAGGAGGAGGAAGAUGAAAUUGAUGAGGCAGAAAUAGAAGAGCUGUUUCAACAACAGAUCCCCACAGGUGUUGGUGAAGAAGACCACCACAGAAUCUUCAUCGUUCAUCCUGAUGUGAAAUGGGGCAGCAGAAAACAAUAUCUUACCACAGCGGCACUUCAAAUGGAUGAGGCUGUAGGUCUGGUGAACACUUUGCAGAACUGGAGUGUUAUUGAAAAGAUUAUCCUCUCCACCAAGACACCAGAGAAGAAGAAAAUAUUUGGCAAGGGAAACUUUCAGACUCUCACAGAGAAGAUCAGAGCGACCGCUGGGGUCACAGCUGUCUUCGUGAACGUUGAGCGCCUUUCUCCGUCAUCCGAAAAAGAGCUACAGGAAGCCUGGGGAGUAAAGGUUCUGGACAGAUACUCACUUGUUCUGCAUAUUUUCCGCUGUAAUGCAAGAACUAAAGAAGCCAAACUGCAGAUCUCUUUGGCAGAGAUUCCUUUGCUCAGGUCACGGCUGAGAAAUGAAGUAGAAAAUUUAGAUCAGCAAGGGGGUGGCUCAAGGUACAUUAUGGGCUCAGGUGAAACCCUGUAUGAAGUGCAGCAGCGGUUGUUGAAGGAGAGGGAGCUGAAGAUCCGCUCGGCCCUGGAGCAACUUCGGAGGAAGAGGCACCUGCUCCGCUCCCAACGUAAACACAAAGAUUUUCCUAUAGUGUCAAUCAUGGGCUACACUAACUGUGGUAAAACAACUCUCAUUAAAGCACUGACCGGUGAUGCUGGUCUCCAGCCUAAGGACCAGCUCUUCGCCACUUUGGAUGUAACAGUACAUGCAGGACAGCUGCCCAGUCACAUGACUGUACUGUAUGUGGACACCAUUGGAUUUUUAUCCCAGCUCCCUCACCAGCUUAUUGACUCGUUUUCUGCCACCCUGGAAGAUGUGGCACAUUCUGACCUUAUCAUUCAUGUGAGAGACAUCAGUCAUCCCGAAACUGUUAAUCAAAAGGUGAAUGUACUGAAUGUACUGAAGAAUCUUCAGAUUCCAGAAAGAUUAUUCAACACCAUAAUAGAGGUGCACAACAAGAUCGACCUCAUUGAAGGAUACAGGACCAGUGAUCCUGAAGUUAUUUCUAUAUCAGCUCUUAAAGAGCACGGAUUGGAUGUGUUAACAGAAAAGAUUGAAGACGCUGUGGUAAGGUCUACUGGCAAACAAACAAUGACUCUUGUGGUGCAGCUCAACAGCCCCGAAAUAGCUUGGCUGUAUAAGGAAGCGACAGUUCAGGCAGUGGAUGAUGUGGGAGACGAUUGUACGGCCAACGUCAAGGUCAUUAUUAGCCAAGCUGCAUAUGGCCGCUACAGGAAGCUGUUCCGGGUCACCUAGCAACAGAUGGCUCC
This is a messenger RNA of Triplophysa dalaica, 1959 nucleotides long. It is a transcript of the gene gtpbp6, whose product is annotated as GTP binding protein 6 (putative). Gene Ontology annotation, cellular component: cytoplasm. Bases 302 to 1945 code for a protein of 547 amino acids. The record is from RefSeq and is a predicted model, not a curated record. Gene Ontology annotation, molecular function: ribosome binding; GTP binding. The transcript is spliced from 10 exons. Lineage: Eukaryota; Metazoa; Chordata; Actinopteri; Cypriniformes; Nemacheilidae.